Messenger RNA from Owenia fusiformis, 1359 nucleotides. Lineage: Eukaryota; Metazoa; Annelida; Polychaeta; Sabellida; Oweniidae. The record is from the annotation of a GenBank genome assembly.
CUCAUAAAUGCUUAGCAACGAGCAAGUGCUUCAAAAUGGCUACCUGAUAAGAUUUUGACAACUAGUUGAUAAUUGGCACCAUAUUUGAGACAUGGAUUAAUACUCUAACAAAUAACGAGUUAAAAGGUAUUUGAAGUAUGACAACAGAAGUAAUCAUGCCCACAAUCAAGGAGAGGGAGACUCUGAUGAAGGAGGAUGACCCAAACUUGUCUGGCUUUCACACUAGGCCAGCACAAAAACUUGUCAAAAAACAUCUUCCCAAAACGAUGGUGAAUAUUGAAUGCAGCCAUUUACUCAGAAAUGAUAGGGAAGAAACGACACAUGGAAACUCUGCUUUGGAAUAUAGACUUUGGUUAGAAGCUGGAAAACAUAAACCUCCGUUUCCAAACAGACCUGACCCACAAUAUAACAGUAACGUUUGGAGAAACUUCAGAAAACAUUAUGGCUUUAAAACAAACACGGAUGGUCAGAACAUUUCUGAAAUGAUUGGCUCAAUGUACCCCAUAAACAUUCCAGCACCUUCAAAAGUUGGCAAAUAUACUUUUGGAAAGUUUCUCACUGAGACGCCAUCUCUUAUCGCAGAUGAACGCUCUCGAAAGCUUGCAAUCAAAAGAACCAAUUGUGAUGUAACUGAAUUCAAAAGACUUAGACUCCGGAGUGAAUCAAGGAAUCCACCAAUGGAUCAAACAGGUAACAUUCUUCCCCCAACCAACUACAAAAAAUAUGACACAUCAUUCACGCCACCACCAGACAUCACAAUACCUCCACCAAAAGACUACUCAAACACAAGGCUGGACAUAUUUGGGCGUAGGACUCCAGUGAAAACUCGCUCUUUAUUAUGGAGCUUGCAUUAUGACGCUAAUAACCCUAAAUAUGAUGAGGUGAUUGAGGAUAUACGAAGAAGGAAAAGUUUACCAAAGCAACACCCGCCAGCAAUAACAGACAAGCAUCAAAUAAUGAGAACUCUGAAAGACAUAGAUACUGGGUUGAAGAAGUGAUUGUUUUUCACAAUAGUUAUUAGUGUCAUUCACUGCUUAUGUAAGAGUUUGUCAAGCAAGACUUUAUCAGUGUCUAUAUACAAGAUAGAGUAGGGGAAUUAGGAUAUAUAUUUUAUGAAUAUACAGUAAAUAGAAGUAUAGUUUGUAUGUUUAUACAAGAGUAUCCUGACAGUUUGUAUAAUCCAACUUCAUGCGUAAUUUGCAUUUUUAUGUGGACACCUGGAUUUGCCAUAUGAUUGUGUAAUAAUAUUCACAAGUUACCUUUUUGCCAAUUUUAUAUUGAAAUUUUAUAUAUCAAUUGUGAUGAGUUUCAAAAUUGUGAUAAACUUUUACAAAUUGUGAUAUUUGAACUGAAAUUGUG